AUGUCUGGUUCUUACUACGGACUGCUGGGAAAGGCCGCCCCUCGGGCGCGUCUCCGUUCUGGCAUCACCCGUUCAACCCGGAUUCGAGCCCAACACCAGAUCCGAAGGGGCCUGUUGACGGAGAGCUAUGCCCGGGGCCCAUCACACCCUCCCUUGAUCGAAUCGACAGUUGGGGAACACUUUGCCAAGAUCGUUGCGCAGUGCGGAGACCGGACAGCCGUUAUCUCGAAACACCAGAAUGAUAGAGUUACCUAUGCUGCGCUCGACUUUAGAAGUAAUGCCCUCGCCCGGGGUCUGGAGUCGGUUGGUGUUCGCAAAGGAGAACGGGUUGGGGUUAUGUUGGGGAAUUCGAUGGAGUUUGCCGUGGCUACGUACGCAUUGUUCAAACUCGGGGCUAUCCUGGUCCCGAUCAACCCAUCCUUCAAUGCUGCCCAGGUAGUCUCGGCACUCGGCCACCUAGAAGCCAGCCAUCUGAUCAUCAGCGCCGAGGCCAAUCUACCCCGAAAAGAUCCACGCAGCAACCUCCCGCUGCUCAAGAACUUGGUCGAGGAUCUGUCCCAGCCAAAGCUGCAAUCGGCCGUGGUUCCUUCGUUGAAGAACAUUAUCACGGUGGACAAUUCCGCGGGCCGUGUAGACCUCUCGUCAUAUAAGAGCCUCACGCCGUUCUCCUCGGUCAUAUCUCAACUAACGGCAGACGGACAGUCACUGCCACCACAGGACCUCUCACCGCAUGACAUCGUCAACAUCCAAUUCACCUCCGGAACAACUGCCAUGCCCAAGGCUGCAUGCCUCAGCCACCGGUCAAUCCUGAACAACGGCGCCCAGAUCGGCGAUCGAAUGCUCCUCACUCCGAACGACAUCGUCUGCUGCCCGCCACCGCUAUUUCAUUGCUUCGGCUGCAUUCUAGGAUACAUGGCGACAGCCACGCACGGCUCCGCGAUCGUCUUCCCGACGGAGUCGUUCAAUGCCCGCGCUGCACUGAAAGCAGUCCAGGAAGAACAAUGCACGGCGCUGUACGGUGUGCCGACCAUGUUCCUCGAAGAACUUGGUCUGAUCGAGGAGGGCAAGGUCGCUAGCGAGGGCUUCCAGCAUCUACGUACGGGGAUUGCCGCGGGCAGCAGUAUCCCCGCGGAGCUGAUGAAGAAGUUGCACCGUGUGCUCAAUCUCACCGAGCUGACGAUCUGCUAUGGCAUGACGGAGACCAGCCCCGUUUCAGCGAUGACCACGACCGAUGAUCCGAUUGAUAAGCGGAUUAACUCAGUGGGUAGACUCAUGCCCCAUGUUGAGGCUAAGAUCGUUAGCCCGACAGACAAGAGCCAGAUCCUUCCCAUUGAGACACGGGGUGAGUUGGCCGUUAGCGGAUAUCUGCUGAUGAAGGAGUACUGGGGCGACUCCGCAAAGACGGUGGAGGUGAUGAUCCCAGAUGAGACAGGGAAGGUCUGGAUGCAUACCGGUGACGAAGCUUCCAUGUCCCCGGACGGCUACAUCAGCAUCACCGGCCGGAUCAAAGACCUGAUUAUCCGCGGCGGCGAGAACAUUCACCCGCUCGAGAUCGAGAACUGCCUGCUCGCCCACGAAGGGAUCUCUGAUGUGUCUAUUGUCGGGGUUCCUGAUGAGCGAUACGGCGAGGUCGUCGCCGCUUUUGUGAUCGCGCGGGACCAUGGCUCGAAUGCCAUCCGCUCGGAGGAGAUCCAGCAAUGGGUGCGCGAGAAGUUGAGUAGCCAUCUUGUUCCCAAGUAUGUCUUCUUCCUGGGACCGUCGGAGCCCUUCCCCAAGACGGCGAGUGGGAAGAUCCAGAAGUUCAAGCUGAGGGAGAUGGCCGUCAAGCGGUUGAUGGAGCAAUGA
Molecule: messenger RNA, 1845 nt
Organism: Penicillium lagena
Lineage: Eukaryota; Fungi; Ascomycota; Eurotiomycetes; Eurotiales; Aspergillaceae
Exons: 7
Coding region: 1-1845 (614 amino acids)
Biological process (GO): fatty acid metabolic process
Molecular function (GO): medium-chain fatty acid-CoA ligase activity
Source: RefSeq, a predicted model, not a curated record